AUGAAAAUCUGGCGUAGCUUUUUGCAGUUGGACGACGCUUACGAAGCUUUUUCCGAGGCUCGUAGAAGUCUAGGCAAAAACUUUGACUUCAUACUUGACCAUUUCGCUGCUUCUGUCCAUAGCAACAAGGACUUCGCUAAAAUAGACGUGGAGGGCCGUAGAUCUGUUAAGAUCCGAGCGGCCAAGGCCAAGCUGCAAAAGCUGAUCGACACCAUCAGCGCAGGGGAGAAAGCAAGGCACCCUGAUAAAGUUCUUCGGUUGUCAAUUAUCGAAGUUUGUUGGGAGACGAUGGUGAAGAUGAGGAGGAGGAGCAAGAAAUGGGCAACCGUCAGAGAACGGGACGAACUGGCGCUGACGGAUACUAUCGGUAAUUUUGUAUGCCGUUCAUGCACAAAUAGCUUCAGAAAAGCCCUCACCCGUCUAUCGGAGCAGCCCUGCCGGCAGACGAUCGAAUUUGGUGCGUUGACGUCACUAAAACCAACCACGGAAGCCAACGAUUUGAAAAAUUAUGAGAAGGCAAACCGGCUAAUGCCGUCACUCCGAUAUAAGGACCCCCAGAGAUAUACGCAGGAGAUCCUGAGCUGUAUUAGAUAUAAUGGCGAAAAGGACAAGGACGGCCAGAGCGACUAUUUAAAAAUU
This is a messenger RNA of Mesorhabditis spiculigera, 639 nucleotides long. The record is from the annotation of a GenBank genome assembly. NCBI's taxonomy places the organism in Eukaryota, Metazoa, Nematoda, Chromadorea, Rhabditida, Rhabditidae.